Molecule: messenger RNA, 1492 nt
Organism: Thalassophryne amazonica
Lineage: Eukaryota; Metazoa; Chordata; Actinopteri; Batrachoidiformes; Batrachoididae
Product: pleckstrin homology domain-containing family F member 2-like
Exons: 2
Coding region: 133-924 (263 amino acids)
Molecular function (GO): metal ion binding; phosphatidylinositol binding
Source: RefSeq, a predicted model, not a curated record
CACACACACACACCCAGAAAAGCAUCCACAGAGCUGCAGACAUCAGCACAAUCAGGAAGGAUUCCACUCUGACUGCUGCUCUCUGUCUUCUUCCUUUGUGUUUUUUGGUUCUACUCCUGACGUUUGGCCACUAUGACUUAUCAUCUCACACUUCCUCAGGAGAACCGUGACCUGGUCCAGGCAGUGGAAAAUUCAUUUGGCUGCUUGGGGAAGCCACUGUCCCAGCCGGAUCGGUUUCUGAUCGGACAGGGCAGACUGACUAAACUGAGUCGUCGAGGGCCCAAAACAAAGUCCUUCUUCCUCUUCAAUGAUGUGUUGGUGUACGGCGGCAUUGUUCUUAAGGGCCGCUGGCACAAAAAACAGAAGAUUAUCCCACUAGAGGACGUCCAGCUGGAGGACUUGGAGGACAGUUUCAACAUGAAGAACCAGUGGCUCAUUCGCACGCCGAGCAAAUCCUUCUUUGUGGGAGCUCCUACAUGUCUGGAGAAGCAGGAGUGGAUGCAACAUAUUGAAAGUUGCCGGUCCAAAUUGCUGCAGACCAGCGGCCGUCAACCUGGAUCUGUCUUUGCUGUUACAUGGGUCCCAGAUCAGGCAUCUUCCAUCUGCAUGCGCUGCUGCAGCACGUUCACUGUGACCCAUCGUCGGCACCACUGCAGAAACUGUGGCUUUGUGGUGUGUAAUUCCUGCUCCAAGCACAGAGCGUUGUUAAGACACAUUCACCCUAAAAAGCAUCAGAGGAUCUGCAGGAUCUGUCACUCCACACUCUCCAAUGCGUUAGCUCGUGUGAGAGAAGACAGCGUGGAGUCGAGCAGCUCAGGAGAGGAUGAAAUGGUCAUAUCCAGUGAUGAAGAUCAGGUAGAGGAGUCCAUGGAGGACCAGGCUCCCACCAGGUGGCUCUGCACUGAUGGACUUCUGGACCUCUGACUGAAACCAGAUUGUGACGAUCACAUCUAAAGUGCCACAAUCAUCUUAGAAACUCUUCAUUGUUUUAUAACACAGACUUUUGCACUGAUUCAGUUCAUCUACAAACAAUACUGAGAAGCAUUUUUAAGGCAGCAUUCUGCAGAUUAUGACUGUUGUAGAUUAUUAGAAAGUGUUGUUGAAGAUAAUAUUGUGUAUAUUUUUAUUAAGUAUUUUUUGAAUUAUAUAUUUAUAUUCAUAUAUUUAACAUUGUUUGGUUUGUAUAAGUGUUGGUGCUGGUAUUUGCAGCACCUGUUAAUUCUUUGAGUAUCUUCAUUUCUAGACUCCAGAAGAUCUUGUUAACUUUUUGUGAGUUUUAUAGACAGUUUGCAUAAUUUAAAUGUCAUAAUGUGUACAUGACAAAAGAAGCAUAAAUAAUAAAGCAUCCAAAAUAAUAAUAAUAAUAAUAAUCCCACAUUUGUGUCUCAUUGUCUGUAUUAGAGAUUAGUUGUAGUCUAUGAAUGAUCCAUUACACUUUAUACAUGCUGACACUGAUUUAAAUGAAUGAACUCCACAUUUUGUUAAAUAAAUC